CCGGGAUCUCCGGAAGCGGCCCGUUGCCACGGCGACUGUGUACACAGCCCGGCAGCGGUGCGUGCCGGGUUUGGGUCUCCGCUCACUCAGCGGUCGCGCUGCUGGAGGGCUCCUGCCUCCCGAGCGUAGUGACUGAAGAUGGACCCACAUGUGGAGAUUCAGCCACCCUCUGACUUCCAGCCAUUACCAUGACCAUCACCACCAAUCACCAUUUUCUUGAGCACCUGACCUGUGCUGGGCACUGUUCUGGACUUUGAGGGGGGAUUCAAAAGAGAGAAAAGGCACAGUCCUGCCCCUUAAGCUGCUUAUAAUUUAAUUUGGGAGCUGAAACCCGCUCAUAUGAUGCGGCGUAAGAACGGUGACAAGCGUUAUUUCACUAGAAUGGGUACUAGGAAAAAAGUUCAUGCGUUUGUCCGUGUCAAACCCACCGAUGACUUUGCUCAUGAAAUGAUCACAUAUGGAGAUGACAACAAAACCAUUGAUAUUCACUUAAAAAAAGAUACUCGGAGAGGAGUUGUCAAUAACCAGCAGACAGACUGGUCAUUCAAGCUGGAUGGGGUUCUCCAUGAUGCCUCCCAGGACUUGGUUUAUGAGACAGUUGCGAAGGAUGUGGUUUCUCAGGCCCUUGAUGGCUAUAAUGGCACCAUCAUGUGUUAUGGGCAGACGGGAGCUGGCAAGACAUACACCAUGACGGGGGCAACUGAGAAUUACAAGCACCGGGGAAUCCUCCCUCGUGCCCUACAACAGGUUUUUAGGAUGAUUGAAGAGCGCCCCACACAUGCCAUCACUGUGCGUGUUUCCUACCUGGAAAUCUAUAAUGAGAGCCUGUUUGACCUCCUGUCCACUCUACCCUAUGUUGGACCCUCGGUCACACCAAUGACCAUUGUGGAAAAUCCUCAGGGGGUCUUCAUUAAGGGCUUGUCAGUUCACCUCACAAGUCAGGAGGAAGAUGCAUUCAGCCUUCUUUUUGAGGGAGAGACCAACAGGAUUAUAGCUUCCCACACGAUGAACAAGAGCUCAUCUAGGUCACACUGCAUUUUCACCAUCUACAUGGAGGCCCAUUCGCGGACCUUAUCAAAUGAAAAGUACAUCACUUCCAAAAUCAACUUGGUGGAUCUAGCAGGCUCGGAAAGGCUGGGGAAGUCUGGGUCCGAGGGCCGAGUCCUGAAGGAAGCCACCUACAUCAACAAGUCGCUGUCAUUCCUGGAGCAGGCCAUCAUUGCCCUUGGGGACCAGAAGCGAGACCACAUCCCCUUCCGGCAGUGCAAGCUCACCCACGCCCUGAAGGACUCGUUAGGGGGAAAUUGCAAUUUGGUCCUCGUGACAAACAUCUAUGGAGAAGCCGCCCAGUUAGAAGAGACGCUGUCUUCACUGCGGUUCGCCAGCAGGAUGAAGCUGGUCACUACUGAACCUGCCAUCAAUGAAAAGUAUGACGCUGAGCGAAUGGUCAAGAACCUGGAGAAGGAGCUGGCAUUGCUCAAGCAGGAGCUAGCCAUCCAUGACAGCCUGGCCAAUCGCACUCUUGUGAACUAUGACCCCAUGGAUGAAAUUCAGAUUGCUGAGAUCAACUCCCAGGUGCGGAGGUACCUGGAGGGGACGCUGGACGAGAUUGACAUUAUCAACCUCAGACAAAUCCAGGAGGUGUUCAACCAGUUCCGGGUGGUUCUGAGCCAACAGGAACAGGAAGUGGAAUCCUCUUUGCGCAGAAAGUACACCCUUAUAGACAAGAAUGACUUUGCAACCAUCUCUGCUGUCCAGAAGGCAGGGCUCAUGGACGUUGACGGUCACCUAGUCGGCGAGCCUGAUGGGCAAGGUUUUGGACUCGGAGUUGCCCCUUUCUCUAUUAAACAUGGGAAGAAAUCCAAGUCCAAGAAGACAAUCAAAGAGCAGUUCAGCUCCUCAGCAAGAAAGGAAGGUGCAAGCAGCCCUGUGAGCAAGGAGUUGGAAGUUUCCACCUCCAAGUCCCAGCUGACCCCAUCCUCCAAGGAUGGGGAUGUCAAAGACAUGCUUCUGCGGGACCGAGAGACCUCCAAUACUUCAGACUCCCCAAAGGAGGAAUUACGCCCACUCAGGCCCAGCACCCCGCCCUCCAAGCCUGUGGCCUUUGAGGAUUUUAAGAACGAGCGAGGUAGUGAGAUCAACCGCAUCUUCAAAGAAAACAAAUCCAUCUUGAAUGAGAGGAGGAAAAGGGCCAGUGAGACCACACAGCGCAUCAAUGCCAUCAAGCGGGAGAUCGACGUGACCAAGGAGGCGCUAAAUUUCCAGAAGUCACUACGGGAGAAGCAAGGCGAGUAUGAGAACAAGGGGCUGAUGAUCAUCGAUGAGGAGGAAUUUCUGCUGAUCCUAAAGCUCAAAGACCUCAAGAAGCAGUACCGUACAGAGUAUCAGGACUUGCGCGACCUCAGGGCUGAGAUCCAGUACUGCCAGCACCUGGUGGAUCAGUGUCGCCACCGCCUACUUACAGAAUUUGACAUCUGGUACAAUGAGUCCUUCUUCGUCCCUGAGGACCUGCAGGUGGCAGUGAAGCCAGGUUGCAGCAUCAGGCCAGGCAUGAUGCCUGUCAGCAGGAUUGUGUCUCUGGGAGAAGAUGACCAGGACAAGUUCAGCCAGCUACAGCAGACGAUGCUUUCCGAGGGCCCUGAUUCUAUCUCCUUCUACAACGCCAAAGUCAAGACAGAACAGAAGCAAAAUUAUUUGAAAACCAUGAUGGGCUUCCAGCAGACACAGAGGAAAUAAGGACUCAUCGCCAGUGCCUUGAAGGACCACACCCCCAGCAACUCCUGCCUGCUCUAGUGGAGCUGCCAAAGCACCUGCCCAGACUCCAACCCUCUGCUCCAAGGCUGGGGCCCAGCACAGAGAACACUCAAUGGCCUGCCUGCCAAGAGGGACAGGACAGCCUUCAAAAGACACUCUUGCCUAUCUUCACAGAGUACUUUUGGUUUCCAUUCACUAUCUUAUGUGCAGAAACAGGAUAAAAUAGCUUUCUAGUCUGGACUUCCAGUGCUCAUCCAAGAACUUUAUUUAAUUUCCUAUCUGGGAGGAUGUCUUCCCUGUAUACAGAUGGGAUCCUAACCGAGUCUCCAGUAAGAAAGUGAAAAAGUAGAUCAGCCCGGCUCCCCCCGCAGGCCUCUGUUCCACUGGUCAACCUCAUUCCUUUCCUGGAUGGCCAUCCUGGGAAUGACCUGGGUCUGCAAAGCCUUGGUUCCCACAGCUCCCUCAUAGGUUCUCUCAGGGCAUCCUCUGUGUUCCUGAGCCAAUGAAGGCAGGAGGCCUUCCUUCCUCAGAAACCAGGAGAGGAUGGGGUAUAGGUGGAAAUGACUGAAAGGCAGAUUUUUAUCUCAAAAUAAGAAGAGGCUUAAAAUGAGAUCAGUCCUACCACGAACUUAGCAGUGAGAGCCCAUGGUGGGAGGCUGUUUGGCAAGGAGAUGGCAGAAACUGCAUCAGAUGGAAGGCUGAACUAAAUGGCACCUGUCCAAUCAAAGACCCAGUGAUUGUGUUCUUCAGCCCAUCAGUGAGCAGCCGAAUGGGGCUUUAAUAGAAGGGAGAAAGCUGAAAGGCUUUCCUUGAAGUCUCUGCCCUCUCUCCUGUCUACCCCUUUCUCUUUCACUGACUGAUACACAAUGGUCUUGAGACAACUUUAAUUUAAUUUUUUUUAACUUUUUAAAUUGAGUUAUAGUCAUUUUACAAUGUUGUGUCAAAUUUGAAACAACUUUUAGAGACUCCUGCUAUGCUAAGGCUUCCCAGAGCAGCUCUGAAGUCCCUGACUUCAUUUCCCUAGAUGACACAUGGGGGCUGCCACUGACCAGCACUUAACGAUGUGCACACAGCCUUGUUGGUCAGUCCUCAUGUUUCCUUUAAUUGUGGCCAAGCAGACAGAUGUGUCCAGGCUCUACUCAUCCUCUCAGCUGUCGGAGGCCUUGCACAGAGAGUUCUGAUUCUUUCCCUUCUUGGCUGCCCUUGCCCUUACCAGGACCUGUUUUGGGUUCCCAGGUCAUUGGGGCAGCUCAGGAAAUAGGACACAGCAGACAGGGGGUACAUCAUCUUGUUGGGGCCACGGGACACAGCUGUCUGAGGCAUUACCAAUGCCCCAUUCCCUUCAUCCCCCAUCACUGGCUAGAAUGGCAUGUGGCACACAGGAUGUCCCUCCACAGAACUCCUGAACAGCCAGUCCUGGGGGCCUACAGGCCAGGGCAAGCUGGGCCUCUGUCAUGGCAGCCUGUCCUAUUUGUCUCUAGCUCAUGCUUCACCACAUAAGCCUCUCUGGUCAAUUCUGGCGCAAACAGAAACGUGAUCAUCAGUGUGGGGAGAGCCACAAGAAUAAAGGAGGAUGGUGCUCACCCUCCACGCAAACUCCACACAGGAGCAGACACCUCCAACAUAACAGGGAGUUAGGAGGCACUGUGUUCACUCAAAUGGGCCUAAAAAUGGGUUCUAGAAAAUAGUACCCUCUGAGCUAAUCUGACCAUAAAAAUCACCCCUGAAGGGACUUCUAAUUCCGUCAAUGUGACAGAUAAGGUAACCUGAAAACAAUCCAGCUACAAACAAAGGUGCCAGCUAAAGUAUAACAUUCUUUGAACUGCAAAGUUAAAUUUGCAGAAAAGAAAGGGAACUGCGAGGAGCUGGAGGACUGAAAACUAGAAUGGUCAGCAUGUUAACCAGCUGUGUCUGCUAGGGCCAGGAGAAGGUAUGUGAGCGGAUGGUUGCUCUUGAGCGUUAAUGUCUACAUAAAUGUGAGAAAUAAGACUUUGGCCCAUGUGCCAUAGGAAUUUGGAAAUGAGACCCCCUGCAUAAAGGUGGCACUUGAUGAAGAGAUGAGCUAGCAAAAGUUCCCCUGCUGACAUGGAGAAACAGCAAGGAAACUUUCCCCAAGAAUGAGGGAGAAUAGAUCCUGUGAGAAUUUCUAACCAUGCACAGGUUUGGGAUUCAAAUUUACACUGUGUGGGCCAGGAACCACCAGGCUAAGGAAUUAACAUAAAAAUUCGCCCAUGGCUGAAAUACCUAGUAGAAUCAAAUUAAAAAAAACUACUGUACAUCCCCUUUACCCAGCUACACAGCACUUACAAAGCCCUGGUAAACGUGAGCUCCAAAGAUUAAAUACACAUACACAUGCAUGUAUAUAUGGUGUACAUGGAAACAACCUAUCACAGAGGAGGCACAAUGAAAGAUUAGACUUAUAAGAAUUCCAGAUAAAUUACUGGAUAAAGAUUAUACAAUAUAUAUGUACGUUUUAAAUAAAGACAAGUAGGAAUCAAAAAUGUGAUAAAGGCUA
Molecule: messenger RNA, 5269 nt
Organism: Vicugna pacos (alpaca)
Lineage: Eukaryota; Metazoa; Chordata; Mammalia; Artiodactyla; Camelidae
Gene: KIF9
Product: kinesin family member 9
Biological process (GO): microtubule-based movement
Molecular function (GO): ATP binding; microtubule motor activity; microtubule binding
Source: RefSeq, a predicted model, not a curated record